AUGGAAGAGAAAACCAAGUUGCCCGUUAAAAGGGUCAAAUACACCGAGCACUUGAGCCGGACCACGGCCGUUGCAAGGCCGAAUUCCAUUUCCAUGGGAGAAAAGCCUUCUCCCUGUGAGACGUCCGUUAGGACGGUGCGGAUUUCCGUCACCGACGCCGACGCCACAGAUUCCUCCGGCGAUGAGGAGCUCGGCGGCGUCGGAAGGCGAAGAGUGAGGAGAUUUGUCCACGAGGUCAGGAUACGGCCUUCCGGUGGCGGAGAAUACGGCGGCCCGACCUGCCGCCGCCGCGGCGCGUCCAGGCGGAGGGCACCGAGGGAUAUGCCGGCGCCGGCGGUGGAAGCCCGGAAGUACAUCGGCGUGCGGCGGAGGCCGUGGGGGAAGUGGGCGGCCGAGAUCCGGGACCCCAAGCGGCGCGUGCGGCUGUGGCUCGGCACGUACGAGACGGCGGAGGAGGCCGCUAUGAUGUACGACCACGCGGCCGUCCAGCUGCGUGGACCAGACGCGCUCACGAACUUCUCGGCCCCUCCUCAACCGGAGAAGGACAACAUAAGAUGCGUGUACAACACCGAUGACCCGACGUCGCCGAAAUCUGUACUCCGGUUCGUUUCGAUGCCGCAGUCCCAACCCGUACCCGUACCCGAAGCCGAUUCGGGUCCCACUUUAUCCUCUGCCCAAGACGACGCCGUUUCGAAUAACGAGAAUCUCGAGGGUUUUGCGAUUUUUCCGCUGGGUGAAGAUUUGUUUGGGGACUUGGAAAACCCGAUGUCCGUACCCGAUUUGCUUGGUAAAACGGAUCAGGCUGGCGAUUGUUUGGGACCCAGUGAUUGGGAUUGUUGGGACAGUAUGAUUAGCGGGUCAAAUUUCGACCCGGAUUUCGGUGUCGGAUCGUCCAUGUGGCAAGCUGAGGACUGCUUUCAAGACUUUGCUGACGUUUUCGGGUCGGAUCCUCUCGUUGCCCUUUCAGGAUUUUGA
Striga asiatica is the source of this 975-nucleotide messenger RNA. Lineage: Eukaryota; Viridiplantae; Streptophyta; Magnoliopsida; Lamiales; Orobanchaceae. The record is from the annotation of a GenBank genome assembly.